Molecule: messenger RNA, 975 nt
Organism: Rhagoletis zephyria (snowberry fruit fly)
Lineage: Eukaryota; Metazoa; Arthropoda; Insecta; Diptera; Tephritidae
Source: RefSeq, a predicted model, not a curated record
AUUCUUCGGUCUUCGUAAUUGGUGUUUGUUAGUUUAUUGGCGCGAUUGAAAUAUGAUCAUUUGGAUUUCUUUUGCUGUCUUGAGGGCGCGUGCGCUAGAGACUUAAAGCUAGUUUUCCGGUGGAGAAGUUUUGUUUUUCUCAAUUUUGGUUCUUAUGCCAUGGUAACAAAGGCGUAUUCGUUCUUGCUAAUAUAUUCUAGGAGUAUUUGCUUUCAACUUUAAAAACAUUUCUAUAAAAGCGGUAGAGGAUUCAGGCAAGUAGUUAGUACAAGAGCUCGUGUCUAGUGAGGAGCAUUGUCAGACCAAAAAUAGUAAAAGGAUAUUAAAAAUGUUCAAAGUGUUUCUCAUCACCGCCUUUUGCGCUUUGACCGCCACCGCCGCCGCCGCACCCGAAGACCUUCACAUUUUGCCCACCGCAUCAUUGGCAGACGCCUUGCCGCUAUACAAGUCGGCGCUCGUCGCUCAGCCUACCCAUGUUGAGGUGGUCGAAAGUGUACCCACUGCUGUCUCCCAUCAGAGCUCAACCAUCGUACAUAGCAAAGCUCAACGCAUAACGCCGUUGGUGGCGCCCGCCGUUCGUUCUUAUACCGCACCAGCCUAUCGCUCCUUUUCAUCGCCACUCCCAGCUGCACGCCUGCUGCGCACAUUGCCAUUUGGUUUAGGCCCAGCUGCCGCUUUUGUGCAUGCCAACGCUCCAAUACAAUUACGCUCAUUUGCUCCUGCUGCUCCUACGUAUCCGGCACCACUCUACCGCGCAUUCGGUUUCACUUACGGACAGCCAUUGGUUUACGCUACAGCUGAAUUUAAGAAGUAAACAAACGUUUUCUUUUAUUGGCGAAUUAUUUUUGUGAACAUUUCAGCUAAAUCCUUAAUUGAUUUCCUGGAGAAUUAUUGCUUAAUUAUUGGCAGCAAUGCUGACACUUUGUAAUGAAAUAAAUCGGAAAUUCUGUAAAUAAAAUUCCUACUUACUUGUAA